Molecule: messenger RNA, 6840 nt
Organism: Rhineura floridana
Lineage: Eukaryota; Metazoa; Chordata; Lepidosauria; Squamata; Rhineuridae
Gene: PHLPP1
Product: PH domain and leucine rich repeat protein phosphatase 1
Exons: 17
Coding region: 475-5574 (1699 amino acids)
Molecular function (GO): protein binding
Source: RefSeq, a predicted model, not a curated record
UUCCCGGCAACCCUUUUGCACAGCGACUUCUUACACUCCUUCUCGGGGCGCAAAUUCUCACGUUUUGUUUAUCACUAGAGUCCCGCCCUUCUUUACCUCACGAGGGAUGGCGUCACCCCUCAUAAAUAUUGAGAAGGCGCCCGAAUAGCGUUGCUAAUAUAAGAAGAGAAGGGGGGCGUGGGGAAAGAAAAUGACACUGCUCCAUCGGGGCCUGCUUUAAUUAAUAUUCAUAAGGAGCCUCCGAACUAGAGGCCGGACCGGGUGGGAGGGAAAGAGAAGGAGGCGGUGGCUGCCUGCUGUUGCUGCUCCUCUCUCUCUUCCAGUCCCUAAUGGCGCUGGCGACAACGGCAGCAGCUGUGCGGCGGCGAGGCUGAGCCGAAUGGAACGCGGAGACACCGACGGAAUGUUCGCAAUUGCUACAUAAUCCCGCUCCCCCUCCCCUCUUUGGAACGUGGCGUGUCGGUGCGUUCUACAAUGGAACCUGCGCAGCAACCACAGCGUGGAAGCAGCGAAGCGCCGGCCCCGAUGAUCGGCAAGGGGGAGCGGCCGGGAAACUCGGGCCAGACAGUCCUCAGCAGCGAAGGUGGACCCAGCCCACUGGAAGGUGGCAAAGGAACAGCCGCCGUCGCCGCAGCAGCAACGGGUGUCGCCGGAGGCCAGCAGCGGCGAAGGAAACGAGGGGCCGCGGCUGCUGCUGGAGCCGGCUGCGGUGCUCCACUCGCACUGGCGGCCAACGGGACUCAGGCGGCGGCUGCUGCUGUUCCCAGCAGCGGCGCCAACUCCCUACUGUUGCGGAGAGGGAGGCUGAAGAGGAAUCUUUCGGCCGCCGCGUCUUCCUUCUCCACCACUACUGCUUCAUCCGCUGCCGCCGCCGCCUCUCUGGGUACCCGCAGCCUAGAUCGGAAGGCGCUGCUUUUGCUGCCCAAGCCACCUCGGCAGCUCCAGCCCCUCCAACCGCCAGAGCGAGACUGGGUGCGACGGGACCUCCAGCGGGGAUGCGUCCAUGUCUACUACCACCACCACCACCACCAUCACCAGCAGCGAGGGAGCGGUGGCUGUUACCUGCGCGCUGUUGUUUGCACCCUAGAGACCACCGCAGCCGAAGUGGCCUCUCGGCUGCUGCAGCUCAGGCACCGGGGAGGGAGUAGCAGCGCCGUCCGGGUCUUGGGGAAGUCGGCGGCAGCAACAGCAGAGACUCGCAUCCCACAUGAAGAAGAGGAGGAGGAGGAAGACGAAGAAGAAAUGGAGGAUGAUUUUGCAGCAGACCCGGGGGGAGGAAAAGAAGCGCUGCCCGACCCCAUAGAGGCUUCGGCCUCUCCCGCGGGGAGAAGGCCGCGGGGUCGUCGGGGAACCCCCAAUGGCUUGGGCUGCGGGGAGAGGGUUCCCCGGCCCGGGCGCUUGUCUCUAAGUGGCGGGGAGACUGGCCGGGCAGGUGGACGGUCCAGCCUUUCGCCCGCCGACUGUAGUCCCGGGCGGGCCUUUCCACCGCCGCCUCCUACACAGCUCUACCUUUCGGGUCCGCCGCUCUCCUGCCCGUCCCUCCUGGGUGGUUCUGACACCGAGAGCUUCAGUCCCAGCGCCGAGAGCACCUCUGACCGGCUGGAUCCCUACAGCGCGGGCGGCGGCUCCUCGUCUUCUUCGGAGGAAUUGGAGAUGGAUCCCGUCCCGCCACCUGCGGCGGCGGCGGCGGAGGAAGACGAAGGGGCAGGAUUGGGGCCUGGCAGGAGCCACCGUUGUCGGCUAGGCAACUUGCCAUCGGUGCACGCUGAGAACCCCCGGGUGGGGAGAGCUGCAGGGGACUCCCGCGGUGCGGGGAAGGCAGUGGGAGGAGACCCCACUCUUGCCGGGGAAGCCGUCUCUUCGCAGCACCCUCCGGCCUUAUACGUACAGCUGUACGGGGAGACCGCCCGCAGGCUGGAAUCGCACGAGAAGCCCUUGCAGAUUCAAAACGACUACCUCUCCCAGCUCGGCUUCCGGGACCUGUGGCGGGUGCAGGAGGAGGGCAUGGACUCGGAGACCGGCUGCCUCAUCCGCUUCUAUGCAGGAAAACCCCACAGCAUUGGCAACUCUGAACGCAUUCAGCUCUCAGGAAUGUACAAUGUUCGAAAAGGGAAAAUGCAUUUGCCGGUCAACAGAUGGACAAGACGCCAAGUUAUCCUUUGUGGGACGUGCCUAAUUGUAUCAUCAGUGAAAGAGAGCCAGACUGGAAAGAUGCAUGUACUCCCCUUAAUUGGUGGAAAGGUUGAAGAAGUUAAAAAGCACCAGCACUGUUUAGCAUUUAGCUCCUCUGGACCCCAGAGCCAGAGUUAUUACAUCUGUUUUGACACUUUCACUGAGUACUUGCGGUGGCUUCGGCAAGCUUCAAAGAUUGCAUCUCAACGAAUAAGCUCAGUAGAUCUCUCAUGUUGCAGCCUGGAAGAUCUCCCUGCCAACCUCUUCUAUAGCCAGGACCUCACUCAUCUCAAUUUGAAGCAAAACUUCCUGAGGCUGAACCCCGGCUCAUCCACAGCCAGAGGACUUAAUGAGCUACAAAGGUUCAGCAAGCUGAGGAGCCUUAACCUUUCUAACAAUCAUUUAGGAGAGUUUCCAUUGGCUGUGUGCAGCAUUCCAACCUUGACUGAGCUCAAUGUGUCCUGCAAUGCACUCAGAAGUAUUCCAGCAGCCGUUGGUGAUAUGAACAAUUUACAUACGUUCUUAUUGGAUGGGAACUUCCUCCAGAGCCUUCCUGCUGAGUUGGAAAAGAUGCACCAGCUUAGCUAUUUGGGUCUUUCUUUCAAUGAAUUCAGCGACAUUCCUAAGGUAUUAGAGAAGCUGCCUGCCAUGGACAAACUCUGUAUGUCUGGAAACUGCAUGGAGACACUCAGCUUGCAGACACUCAAGAGAAUGCCACACAUUAAACAUAUAGAUCUAAGGUUAAAUGUCAUCAGGAGGUUGGUGGCAGAUGAAGCUGAUUUCCUACAUCACGUCACUCAGCUCGACCUUCGGGACAAUAAACUAGGCGAGCUCGACGCCACCGUCUUCAAUAAUGUUGAAAUACUGCACUGUGAAAGAAACCAGCUAGUCACCCUGAAAAUCAGCGGAUACUUGCUUAAAGCUCUUUACGCCACUUCAAAUGAACUUGUUCACCUUGAUGUGUAUCCAGUUCCAAACUACCUGACUUAUAUGGAUGUUUCUAGAAACCACCUCGAGAGCCUUCCUGAGUGGGUUUGCGACAGCAGGAAGCUAGAAGUGCUGGAUCUUGGCCACAAUCAAAUAUGUGAACUGCCUGCCCGGUUAUUUUGCAACAUCAGCUUGCGGAAGUUGCUUGCAGGACACAAUCAAUUAGCAAGGCUACCAGAAAGGAUUGAACGAACACAUGUCGAAGUCCUGGAUGUGCAACACAACCUGCUUGCAGAGCUGCCAUCUAAUUUGCUGUUGAAAGCUGACAGCUUGAGGUACCUAAACGCUUCUGCCAACAAACUGGAAAUGCUGCCCCCAGCCACUCUUUCGGAAGAGACUCGCAGCAUUUUACAGGAACUCUAUUUAACCAACAAUCACCUCACAGAUAAAUGUGUGCCCUUGCUAACGGGCCACCCACACCUGAAGAUCCUGCAUAUGGCCUACAACCGCCUGCAGAGCUUUCCUGCAAGUAAAAUGGCCAAACUUGAAGACCUGGAAGAAAUUGAUGUUAGUGGAAAUAAACUGAAAUCCAUUCCCACAACUAUUAUGAACUGUCGACGCAUGCAUACUGUGAUUGCACACUCCAAUUGUAUCGAAGUCUUCCCGGAAGUCAUGCAACUUGGUGAAAUCAAGUGUGUGGACCUGAGCUGUAAUGAGCUGUCUGAAGUCACGUUACCUGAAAACUUGCCUCCAAAGCUGCAGGAACUAGACCUGACUGGAAACCCCAGACUUGUCCUGGAUCACAAAAUCCUGGAGCUAUUGAAUAAUAUUCGUUGUUUCAAGAUUGACCAGCCUUCAGUCGGAGAUGCCUCUGGAGCCCCAGCAGUGUGGAGCCAUGGUUAUACUGAAGCAUCAGGAGUUAAAAACAAGCUGUGUGUGGCAGCUCUUUCCGCCAAUAAUUUCUGUGACAACCGGGAAGCCCUCUAUGGUGUCUUUGAUGGAGACCGCAAUGUGGAAGUACCUUACCUUCUGCAGUGUACCAUGAGUGACAUCUUGGCAGAGGAGCUGCAGAAAACCAAGAGUGAAGAGGAAUACAUGAUUAACACUUUCAUUGUAAUGCAGAGGAAACUUGGAACUGCUGGGCAGAAGCUUGGAGGCUCUGCUGUCCUUUGCCACAUAAAGCAUGACCCAAUAGACCCAGGUGGAUGCUUCACAUUAACCUCUGCAAAUGUGGGGAAGUGCCAAUCUGUUCUCUGCAGGAAUGGCAAACCUCUGCCUUUAUCCAGGUCUUAUAUGAUGAACUGUGAAGAAGAGCUAAGGAGGAUCAAGCAGCAUAAGGCCAUCAUCACAGAAGAUGGCAAAGUGAAUGGUGUGACAGACUCAACAAGAAUCUUGGGAUACACCUUCCUUCACCCGAGUGUGAUUCCUCGUCCUCACGUACAGUCCAUCACUUUGACUCCUCAGGAUGAAUUCUUCAUUCUGGGCAGCAAAGGCCUGUGGGACAGCCUGUCCAUUGAUGAAGCUGUGGAAGCUGUCAGGAACGUGCCGGAUGCUCUGGGAGCUGCCAAGAAACUCUGCACGCUGGCCCAGAGUUAUGGCUGCAACGACAGUCUCAGCGCUGUGGUUGUUCAGCUCAAUGUAACCGAAGACAGUUUCUGCUGCUGUGAGCUAAAUGGCAUCCCUCCACCCAGCCCAGGCAUCUUCCCCCAGUCAGUCAAUGUGGUCAUUAAAGAUAAGCCUUCUGAUGCAUUAGGAAUGCCCUCCUCUAGCAGCGGGAUGGCAUCUGAGAUCAGCAGUGAGAUCUCAACUUCUGAAAUGAGCAGUGAGGUGGGGUCUACGGCCUCCGAUGAGCCACCUCAGGUAGCCAUGAAUGAAAACAGCCCCGCCUACCCUAGUGAACAGCGCUGCAUGCUCCACCCGGUCUGUCUCUCCAGCUCUUUCCAAAGGCAGCUGUCCAGCGCCACUUUCUCCAGCGCCUUUUCAGACAAUGGCCUUGAUAGUGAUGAUGAGGAGCCCAUUGAAGGGGUCUUUUCCAAUGGCAGUAGAGUAGAAGUGGAGGUGGACAUCCACUGUGGCCGAACAAAGGAGAAGCAGCUGCUGCAGGCCCCGGUAGAAGCCAGCGACGAGGGCAUUGUCAUUAGUGCAAACGAAGAGGAUACAUGCCUCCUUAGGAAGGCUGAUCCUUCCGCCACAGGUACCAUUGGGCGCCGCAGAGGCAACGGUUCUGUAGCGCCUCAGGAGAGGAGCCACAACCUCAUAGAAGUGGCAGCUGAUGCGCCACUCAGAAAAACUGGGGGCUACUUUGCAGCCCCAGCUCAGCCAGAUCCAGAUGAUCAGUUCAUCAUCCCGCCAGAGCUUGAGGAGGAGGUCAAGGAGAUAAUGAAACAACACCACGAACAGCAGCAGCAGCAGCAACACCAACAGCGGCAAUACCAGAUGGACCAGCUGCCAGAUUAUUACGACACGCCACUAUGACCAAGCUGACUGAAAUAAGCUAACCAGACAUUGAGAGCUAGAGGCUCCUUAGGUUUGUAUGACACUUGCAGGGUAGGAAGGAGAGGCAAAGAGUUUUUGUCCCACUUUCUCUCCCAUGACUCUUCCCCUCUACUGAGAACUGCAGCUGCUUCUUGUUUGUUAGCUGUAAUAAUCACCGAUUUCCCCUCCUCCCGUCUUUUAGUAAUGUUUCACCAGUUAGAAUUAAAUUAGUUUAAUUCUUCCCCUUCCUUAACAUAUCAAAUGUAAAAAAAAAAAAGUGGAGGAAAAAAAUAAAAUACAAAAGGUUUAAUAUAUUGCAGAGAAAACUGAUGAUGUCGAUGUAAUAUUUUUUAAAAUUGUUCUGUUUUGGGUUUUGUUUUGUUUUUCAUUUUGGGGGGUCUGUUUGGAAAACAGGGCAGUAUUGCCAGUGCUAAAUGAUUAAGUAAUAUUGUAAUACUGUAUUUCUUUGAGAGAGAAAAAAGGCUUUUUUGGUCUUGAAAAUGGAUAGACAUUUGUAGAAUUAUGGAGACUAACUCCUAGGAGUUGCUUUUACUCUUUCAGGCGACUUUAAGUCACUGAGAUUCACUAAUUUUCUCUGAGAGAACAGCUGAUUGGGAAAUUCCUGUAAAUAACUCAGUGUUGUAUAGUGACAGCUUCAAAUGUUUUGUAGUCUUGGCAGGAGGACGCAACCUGAUAAACUGAUUGUUUGCUUCCCCUCCCCACCCCCCAGAGUGUUUUCGCAUGUCUUGUCAAAAAAUUCCCACUGGCAACCUGAGAUGCAACCAAACCUGGAGAGCAGGGAAAUUGUACAAACUUGAGGCUCUCCCAGUGGGUUAGCUGGGUUGAAGAGUGCGGGCCCUGGUUGACCCAUUGUGUCUAUGCCGCCAUGUCCAGUUGCCAUCUGGGUUGGCUGGGCCUAAGCCACCGAGGGUGUGUUUGCUCUUGUGUGAAAUUGCCCCUAAAUGAUUGGUUCAUUCUUCGAGCUACCAUCCACAUAAAGUUAGUAGAAUGCAGCUGCCACUUGCUGUGUAGGAAUUAGGUGGGUAUUGGGCCACAAACACCCAAGUUACUUUAUUUUUUGUCUUUCUUCACCAUUAACUUUCGCAGGCACAUUUUUGUGUGUUCCUCCCUGCUGCCACAACCAGCAUGAUUGUAUAGAGUUCAUUUACUGUAGAUCAUUUACAUACCAAGAGUUAUAUUAAAAGAAGAAUGCACAAAUGAACAUGUCAUAAUUUUUGUUAUAAUAAAUACAAAAAUUUACAAAUA